AUGCGCUCUUUCGGGUUUCUGAAGGGCAGCGUUGCGCCUUUGGUCGCCUCUCGAGCGACUGUCGAUCUUUGCGUCAACAACCGAGGCGACGACAGAGUCGCGAACUUCCCUACCUCACCACGUGCAAUUCCAACACCCACGACAGAAUUACCCGACCCCACUCUCACAACCUCUCAGCCAGACCACUCUGCGCCAGCGCAAAUACCAACAGCCGCUGUCCAAGAUCCUACCGCAAUCGCUGCCGCGAUGCUGUCUACAAUGGCAGCUCCGACUACAGUGCUUACAGAAUCACUGCCCGCCGAACAAGCUCCUAAUGGCUUUGAUGAUGUCGCCGACAACGGCUCUAGCAGCUUGAGCGAGCUCGGAGACGCAUCAGACGACCAGUCAGAACCCACACCACGGCCAACUGCAGUAGCAGACAUGGACGAAGAUGAUUCAGAGGCCGAGACCGAGCGGUUACACAACACGCCUCGGAAGCUCGCGCGCACAGGUACAGAGACAUCAUUACUCUCCGAGCCUAUAUAUACGAGAACACCAAGCAAGCUCGCGCAUUCGAAGACUAUCGAACACGACGAAUCGGCUCCUCCCACACCCUCUGCCAUUGGAGACGACGCAACGAUAGGCGAGGCAUCUACAACCGAGAAUCCCCUGCAUUCUCUCUCGCUGAUCGCAGCAUCAGAAGCGGCGAAUCUCGAACAUGUAGGCAUAAAAAGGAAGCGUACCAGUGCCGAAGGAAGUCCAGUAGAUGAGCGUGAAGAGGAACCACUACGGAAGCGAAGCGUAAACGCGAAGGCCUCAGCGCUUGAUGGUCUGGCUGACGCUGCAGCGGACCGACAGGGACAAAUGGACGCAGACGAAGAGCUUGAGAACGCUGAAGAGCACCUAUCGGCCCUCGCACGAGAAGAACUAGAAUUGGAAGAACGACAGGCCAACAUCGCCGCGCAGACUGUCAGCGAAAUGGCCACUGUCGCAAAACACGCGAAACCAAGGAAAGGUGGCAGGAGGGGGAAAAGAAAGACGGAGGACCCUAGCUAUGCCUACGCCGAGACGUUCGCAGCUGCUGAAGCACACGAGGCUGAAGCCGAGGGCGAGCAUGACGACGAGGAUAGCGCGGUGCUCGACGAGGAAGUGACCAAGAAGAAGCAGGCCAUUGACGAACUUGCAAAGAUUGAAAAGAAGUUCAAGCUUUUCCGAGAGAAAUUAUGCGACGAGCAGAUAGCGCAACUCGAACGGGAGCUUGAGAUGCUUAAGCAGCCGAACUGUGUCCACCCCGAGUACGUUGCUAUGAUCAAAUGCGUAGACGAUCGACGCGCCGACAAGAUCGCAUACGAGGCGAGGCUCUUGGAAUACAAGCAGAAGAAUCUAGAGGUAAUCACAGCAGCAGAGCGGCAUCAGAUGCACAGUCAAUACUUCCAGACUGUGCGACACAUCCGCGAGGAGAUUCUUGAAGAGUGCAACCAGCGAGUAUUCGAAAUACAACGUGGGCGACGCCAGCUUGGGUGCGACGAGAUUGAGUACAUGGUACGACUACCUGAAAAGCGGUCAGAUCAGAUCAGACACCAAACAGCGUACAAUCUUGAGGUUUCCGUUCUGUCAGGUGUCGCCAAGUACGUCGGGUUCCCAGCAGCACCAGACAUCAGUGCUGCACGACCAACGGAGAUUGAUGAGGAUCUUCGAGCAAUGAAGAUUGCAACACGUGCUCCAGCACCGCCUCCUUCGUUCCGUACCUACAACAGAACGACAACAGCAGACGAGGCAGCCGCAGAAGAGCAGUUUCUAGAAAGCACGCCAUGGGCCAACCCACGACAUCCCUCACACCAAGAAGGUCGGUAUCCUCCAGGACCGUCCCGCGUACCCAGCUACCAAACACCAGCUGGCCAACGUCGAAUGGUCGAUCUCUCAGCUCCCAACGGCUCUGCCUCUACCAUCGAAGCGAACUCGAACCCCCCGUCAUCGAACGCUCACAACGCAAACGGUCUGCGAGGCGAAGCAGAAUCUCCAGUCCUACACAUGAAGCGCGCGCCGGUCGAUCAUGCAGCGUACGCGGAGACGCCUGGCUCCGAUCCUCGCAACAACAUGGGUGUUCUGAGUAGAGAAACCUAUGGGAUGAUGUCAAGUCCUGCAGCGCAGCACAUGGAUAUACCGCACGAACAAGCUGGCCAACGUUGGGGUGGCAGCAUGCGACCCAUUAACGCAGAGCUAAACACAGCGCCAGGUCCACCGGGUGCAGGCCGACCAGAUGCGGCGCGAGCACCAUUGACACAACGUAGUGGCCUCGGUACUGUCAGUGUUGGCAGCGGCCUGUUUGGACGGUGA
Messenger RNA from Alternaria atra, 2316 nucleotides. RefSeq lists its product as uncharacterized. The record is from RefSeq and is a predicted model, not a curated record. Gene Ontology annotation, molecular function: histone deacetylase binding. Gene Ontology annotation, cellular component: Sin3-type complex. The transcript is spliced from 4 exons. NCBI's taxonomy places the organism in Eukaryota, Fungi, Ascomycota, Dothideomycetes, Pleosporales, Pleosporaceae. Gene Ontology annotation, biological process: negative regulation of transcription by RNA polymerase II. Bases 1 to 2316 code for a protein of 771 amino acids.